This is a messenger RNA of Xylaria bambusicola, 1003 nucleotides long. RefSeq names its product mannitol dehydrogenase. Gene Ontology annotation, cellular component: intracellular anatomical structure. The transcript has a single exon. Gene Ontology annotation, molecular function: oxidoreductase activity, acting on NAD(P)H, oxygen as acceptor. The record is from RefSeq and is a predicted model, not a curated record. Lineage: Eukaryota; Fungi; Ascomycota; Sordariomycetes; Xylariales; Xylariaceae. The coding region runs from base 116 to 919 and encodes 267 amino acids.
UUAUUUAUUCCACCAGCUUCCUCCGUCUUUCUGCUUUUCUCUGUUUCCUCCCUAGCAUCUGUAGCCAACUUUUGAUAUCCUAUCAUUCUCAAAAGUCAACUAGCUAGCCGUCAAUAUGCCUCAGCAAAUUCCUACUGCCAGCAAGCUGCUCGACCUGCUGAGCUUCAAGGGCAAGGUCAUCAUCGUGACUGGCGCUUCGGGCCCACGAGGCAUGGGUAUCGAAGCCGCACGCGGCGUCGCAGAACUAGGCGCCGAUGUGGCCAUCACCUACUCAUCGCGCAAGGACGGCGCCGAAAAGAACGUCGCAGAGCUUACCAAAGACUAUGGUGUCAAGGCCAAGGCCUACAAGUGUAACGUUGGAGACUUUGCGUCAUGCGAGAAACUUGUGCAAGACGUGCUUAAUGACUUUGGUGGCCGCAUUGACGGCUUCGUAGCCAAUGCCGGCGCGACGGCGGAUCACGGCGUUCUCGACGGCACUAUCGAGGAGUGGAACGAGGUCAUCCACACGGACCUGACAGGCACGGCAUACUGCGCCAAAGCGGUCGGGCCUGUGUUCAAGAAGCAGGGCUCUGGAUCCUUCGUCAUCACGGCCUCUAUGUCCGGCCACAUUGCGAACUUCCCGCAGGAGCAGACCUCUUACAACGUCGCCAAGGCCGGCUGCAUCCACCUAGCCAAGUCACUCGCCAAUGAAUGGCGUGACUUUGCCCGUGUCAACAGCAUUUCCCCUGGCUAUAUUGACACUGGCCUAUCAGACUUCAUCGAUGAAAAGACGCAGAACCUCUGGCGAAGUAUGAUUCCUAUGAACCGAAACGGCGACGCGAAGGAGCUCAAGGGUGCAUAUGUCUACCUGCUUUCGGACGCCAGCACAUAUACGACCGGUGCCGAUAUCGUCAUCGAUGGUGGAUAUACCUGCCGAUAAAUAAGAUAUGCAGCUACUAUGCAAUGAAAUAUGCACAUUAUCUAUAUUAUAACCAUUUAAGUUGAUAAUGCGGCUGGUAUGGUG